GCAGAGAAGCUGAUUGAGUUGAUUUUGGAGCUUCAAGAUGAGCAACAGCUGCAGAAGCCAGAAUCAUGUGUUGAAUCCAAGUCUGCAAGCACAACACAUAUACCUGCUAGUUCAACAAUGCCCUUCAAUCAUGGUUCAUCAAACAGAAAGGACAAGACAGAAUGCAUUGUUGCUGAUAGCAGUACAGAUGAUUCUAUCUUGGAUGUUGAUGAAAUGUUAGCAGGUGGUGAUCUGAAGCUGUCAGCUGGCAAGGUGGAGCCCAGGACAGAUGAGAGGAAUGAAAGUGGAGAUAAUCAAGAGUCAAAUGCGACUAGUGCAAAGGAGCAGCACCUGGACUCGGGCAAGCAAAAGAUGAUGCAGCUGCUGAAGCCUCCCAAGCGGGGAGUGGCAGGGAAGAGGAGGAAAUCUGAGGCCCCUCCUCAGCCCCUACUUGAGAGCCCCAACAUGAAAAAGAGAAAGACUCGCAGGAGUGCUGUGCUUGAGAACAAAAAGAUGGCAACCAUCUCACGCAGCCACCACAAUGUUUGCAACCAGGGUCCAGUGGAGGCACCAGUGGAAUGUGGUCACUCCAUGUUGCUCCCUUGCUUGACGGAGCUGCAAGAGGAAGUCCAGGGCAAAGCUGAUAUAUAUGCCGUUGAACCUGUGUCAGUGGGUCCAUCUGAACCCGAUGCCUCUGAUAUCAAGACUCAAGAAAGCUCAAGUGAAUCAAUAAGCAAUUUACCUAGCAAGCCAACCUCUUCCACUACAUUAGUUGAUGAAGUGAAUUUGAAGCGCACCCGUUCUAGAAAAUUAGUUCAGAAUUCGACUACAACUACCAAAAUAUUGUCUUCCACGCCUGGUAAGUCUAAUGUUGCACCCCGCGCUACUCGGUCAUCUCUUAGUUCCAGCCUUCAAACGGUUAACGAUGCAAGUCCUCGUGCCAAUACUCCUGAAUCAAAGGGGACCAAGUCCUAUAAUUUGAAGUCAGGUGCAACACUGGAUGCUAUCGUUGGAACUUCUGAAGUUACUGGGAGGCUCAGCUCUGAUGAUGGAUCUCACAAGACAACAGAAACUAAACUUUUGAUGAAAAAAGUUGUUACAACACCCAAGAGGUCUAGAUCAUCUAGAUUGAGUUUUUCUAAGGUCUCAACAGUUCCAGAUCUAUCUACUAAAAACUCGUGCUCCGCUGGAAGCUCUGACGCUGAAUUAGAAGUAAAUGAGUCAAGUUGCUCAGGAUCUUCGUCCACUACGUUCCACUCCUCUAAAACCACUCUUUCAACUUCAGAUUCAUUUGCUAUAAAGUCAGACCCUGAAGUACAUGGAGCAAGUGGAACUUCUGAAGUUACUGAAUCAGAUGCAGUCGAUAGCACUACAGAAGAAACUGGAGCCACAAAAGCCCCUAGCAAUGCUGCUCUCCGUGCGUCCAGAUUCGAAUCGACCCAAGCCCGGCGUCUGUCUGAGGCAAGACGCUUGUCGUCUCCUCGUGUCGCGCGGGUUGAGCCCACUUUUGCCAAGCCUGUCUUUGCCAUUGGUCGAACUCUUGCUAAAGGCCCUGAAAAUGCACCCCAACAUAAUGACGGCAACAAGAGCAGCGCCAUCCCUCGCUUCAUGGCCUAUGCUCAGAAGGUCACCAAAAUGCCUAAUUUCAAACGCAUCCACGAGAAGGCUUUCAGCAGCAUGCAGACCAUUGACGAUUUUGUGGCGAAGAAGAAGAAACUGGGCGACUCCGUGUCUAAACGAGUGCAAGCGCCUGCGCCGUUUGUGCCGAGCGUCACGGCCGUCAGCCAAGUGAAGCUAAACUUCUCAGAGAAACCUCAGGGACCAAACUCGCCAGUGGUCCAGUUCGGUGGAUCAGACGAAUCUGUCCCUGGAGCCCCGGGCCCUGAAGCUCCUGCUGCGGCAGCGGCUGUUAAAGCCGAGGCUGGUACUGCUAAUACUGCGGCCGGCACUGCUGAGGCUGUGGUCGGCACUGCUGAGGCUGCGGUCGGCACUGCUGAGGCUGCGGUCGGCACUACUAAGGCUGCUACUGGGCCUGCUAUGGCUGCUGCCGGCGCUGCUGAAGGAGCUCGUCCAUCCACUGCUGUAAAAUCGUACUCUUCUAGAAGAUUGACUUCUCUGAAGGAAAAUUUGAAGCCUGCAACAACGCCCCGUGCUUCUGUCCUGCCAACCUGGGGAGCGGGCCCCGGUCGGCGCUCGAGUGCUGUCCCGGUGACACCUGCCAGUCUCCUAAAGGCCGACAACAAACUCUCGUCGGUCAAGAGAAACAAGUCAGCAACUGUCACUAAAAAAUAUGGUACGAAGGACCGUCAAACUGAUAACGUGCACCGGCCUGUCAGUGUCAGCAAGAGCGCUCCAUGGGAAAGAAGUCAGAAACCAGACAUUAAGACAUCUGGAAGGAAGCUCAGCGUCAACAGAACUGUGAGCGCAGACUCAACAAAAGAUGACGUCAAGAAACAGGCGGUUGGUGCCAGUAAGCUGCCUCGUUUUCAAUUCACUGGUGGAGCGCCAGCGUCACAGAGCAUCAAGUUGCUGGCAAGCAAGAACCCUCCUGUUAUGUCAAGGGCGGACAGACGUGCCAAGGACCAGGAGUUCAUAAAAGGCGUGCGCACCAACAAGCGCUUCCGCCUGCAGAUGGAGCGUCGGGGCAUUGACAUUUGAGGCGUUGCAUUCCUGCUUUGAAGAAAGCCUGCACUGCUUACAGGGCUUGUAUCUUGUCUACGAUACUUGGCUGUCCUCAGUUUAUUUCUUCUCGCUUCAAAAUUGCCAGCUCACGAAUGUCACUAAUUUCUCCAAAACAUUACCAUUUCACAGUUGCUAUUGUAUUCUCUGAAACUAACUUAUUUAGGUAACUUCAGAACAAGGAAACGCCACCAAUGAACUGCGUCUUUUAAAUAUGUUUUUCAUUAUUACAAAUUGAUUUGUUUCCCGUUUCAUAUAUUAUCGCCUACAUGGUGGAAUUCAUGCUUAGCUUACGAUUCACUGAUAUUGAAGCCGCUCAUUGAAGAGUACCUUGUUAAAUUUCGAAUCCUGAAAUAAUCAAAGUGAUUGAGUUUGAAAAACUGGUUCCAAUAUUCUAAUGAGAAUUGAUCGUAAAAGUUUCACCUUAUUUCACCCAUGUGUUCUGUUCGCUCCAUCUUGAAGAUUGUGAUCGGAGGAGAAUGCGUUUCAUCAGUUCAAAACUCGUUCUGCGUGUACUUUUGUUUGCUUCAUUUUUUUUUAUUGGUAGUGGAUUUGAACUGUAAUUUUUUUUUUACGCAAACAUCUCGUAGUCUUCUUCAUUGUGGCAAACAAAAUCAUUGUUUUCUUCGUAAUAUCCUGAGUAAUCACUGCUAAUAUACUAAUAAAAGUCAUCCAAUUAUAUAAAAAUGUAUUAUGACAUUCUGACUUUAUUGGCCGUUAUUUUUUCGUGCUGAUUUUGAGGAGUGAUGUCUUGGCGCGGUGAUAGGUUAACCUUUACUGCAAGGAUUUGUUACGUUCGCGCGAAGCAUAAUAUUCGAAGCUCCUUCGCUGUUUUUUUUGCACUUGUUAUUAUUUGUCUUCUGUUCGUUACUUUAGUGCAUGGUAGUUUAUAUGUUUUAUAUAAUGCACCUAGAAACUUAUCUGCUAUUAGUUCUGGAUCAUUACACUUAUUGGUGCAUGUGUCCUUGACCAAGCUGCAUAAGCAGCUGCGUCGACGACAGAUCUAUUCUAAGAUGCACACAUGCAAGAAUUACGACAUAUUCUUAAACCUUUCAUUUAUGCCAUCAUCGUCAAAUGACUUGAAGACUAUGAAGAAUGAAUCAAUCUGGUUGCCGAUAAAAUUUUUGUGCGCAUUUCAGGGUUUCAGCUGGUGUUAAAUUUGAUGAUUCACCGUUCAGCAACAGCGCUGUAACUGUCAGCUAAAGAAUGGCAACGCGACUGAUUCUGACACAAGUCACCGUGCGAUGGAAGUAUUUUGGACUUAGUCUGUUAAAUGCCGUUGUAUGAAUGGUUCGAGGCGAUUUAUAUUAGUGAUGAACACGACUCUAGUAAAUUGAUAUCUUUUGAGGUAGGUAAUAUCUGGGAUGUACAAAUUUAAUAAAAAUAAUGAGUCUGUUAAAUGCCGUUGUAUGAAUGGUUCGAGGCGAUUUAUAUUAGUGAUGAACACAACUCUAGUAAAUUGAUGAUAUCUUUUGAGGUAAAUAAUAUCUGGGAAAUACAAAUUCAAUGAAAAUAAUGAAGUGUCUCGCAAUAUAUUAUUUGUACCGAUGUAAGCUCUUAUGCAUUACUUAACAAUAGAUUUGCCUGACUAAAUUACACUUGACUUUUAAGGUAUUACUUGAUACUUUAUUAUAAAGUCGUGGCUGUACCUUUCUAAUUCGCUAUUUUCUCGCAUGAAGAAUGUAGCGUUUGAAAUAACAUGUCUCAAUAAUGAGAACAUUCUAUCUGUGUUGAGUUACAUGUCCAUUACUAUCGCUUUGCUUUCAAUAUACUGGCUACUUACCUCA
Messenger RNA from Hyalella azteca, 4445 nucleotides. RefSeq lists its product as uncharacterized. Lineage: Eukaryota; Metazoa; Arthropoda; Malacostraca; Amphipoda; Hyalellidae. The record is from RefSeq and is a predicted model, not a curated record. Gene Ontology annotation, cellular component: spindle; microtubule. Gene Ontology annotation, biological process: establishment of mitotic spindle localization; mitotic cytokinesis.